CACACCCCAACCGGUUCCCCCGGCGGACGAGAAGAAUGCGGCGACGGAGUAGGAGACAACUUGUCAGGGAGGCGAGGGGAGAUCGAAAUCAAAUUACUUGACUGUUCCUAGACGAGAAGAUUUAUCCACCUUUGUAUUUUGGUAUAAGGAUAACGUUCCCAUUCACAUGAAUGCUAGAGUAACUAAGCUUGCUUCUAAUACUUCGUUGGAUCAUUCUCUAUGCAUAUAUCGCUUGAGGAUUGAAGAUACUGGACAUUAUUUGUGUAUUGAAACUACCAUAGGUAAUCAAGGGACGUUAUUAGCUGGACAUCAAAUUACGGUCGUAAAGACUGUCACAGGACUACAAUUUCCUGCUUUUAUGGCUUCUGAAUUCCCGCAGUUUGAUUUUCCUGUUUGUAAUGAUACAUGGACUAAAGCCUCUGUCUGGUGUACUUUAGAUUAUGAUAAUGGCACCAUACUAGUUUCUUCUGUCCCCGUUAAUAAUAACAGCCUUGUUUUUUACAAGCAAUGGGAAUUCUGGAAACUUGCCUUAUCCUUUUCUUAUAGACCGGUGAUUACUUGCGUCGCUCCUCCUUAUGCUUUAUUGAUUGGAGAUUUAAUUGUAGAAAACACUAUGAAUCCUAUAGGUUAUAAUAUUACUUGUGUUAAUUGUAUCUUUAGUAGUUGUGUUUUGCCCGUUAAAGGAUCUACAUCUGUUAUGAUUAUGAAGCAACCUUCUUAUGUAAUGUUACCUGUUAAUUUGUCUGAACCAUGGUAUCAUAACACUGGCAUGCAAGCCUGGCUGGAAUUGACUGAAGCAUUAAAACGACCAAAGAGAUUUAUAGGUGUUCUAAUAUGUGCAAUCCUAGCCUUAGCAGCUUUAACUGCUACUGCGGCCACUGCUGGGAUUGCUCUUUCACAAACUAUUCACCAGGCUCAUUAUGUUAAUCAGUUAUCUAAAAAUACUAGUGUAGCAUUAGCCCUACAAAGUCAUAUUGAUACCCAACUAAAAACGGAAGUAGAUGAAUUAAAAAAUGUUCUAAUAGGAAUAGGGGAUCAAGUUAUGGCUUUAAAAUUAAAAAUGCGUUUGAUUUGUCAUGCCAAAUAUACCUGGAUUUGUGUAACUCAACAUUUAUAUAAUGAUUCACAAUGGGAUUGGGAAAAAGUAAAAAUGCAUAUAUUAAGUGUAUGGACUGAUGGACACAUUAGCCUUGAUAUUCAAAAGUUAAAUGCCGAAAUACGAGCUAUUCAAGAGGCCCACCUGGACGAAGAUGGACCCCAGAAUUUGAUUCAAGGAUUAUUAGAUCAACUACAAGGGCUAAAUCCGAUACAAUGGAUUCAUGGAGGGCUCUCAGUGGAGCGGCCAUUUCCUGUUUCUCUGCAGUUUUCCCCAGCUUUGGGUGGUGGCUGCUGCUGGGCUCCGGCUUCCCAUCGGCGGAGGGCAAGGCGGCGUGGACAGCGGCCCCGGCACCCCGCGCCCCGCCGCCCGCAGCCGCGCGCCCGCCCGCCCGCCGCGCCCCGAGCUCUCCGCUCCUCGCCUCAGCGCCCGGCCGCCGCCGCCGCGGCCCAGAGAGCGGCCCAGAUGCAGGCCAUCAAGUGUGUGGUGGUGGGAGACGGAGCUGUAGGUAAAACUUGCCUCCUGAUCAGUUACACGACCAAUGCCUUUCCUGGAGAGUAUAUCCCCACUGUCUUUGACAACUAUUCUGCCAAUGUUAUGGUGGAUGGAAAACCGGUGAAUCUGGGCUUGUGGGAUACGGCUGGACAAGAAGAUUAUGACCGAUUGCGCCCCCUCUCCUAUCCGCAGACGGAUGUAUUCUUGAUUUGCUUUUCUCUUGUGAGUCCUGCAUCAUUUGAAAAUGUUCGUGCAAAGUGGUACCCCGAAGUGCGACACCACUGUCCCAACACUCCUAUCAUCCUGGUGGGGACGAAACUUGAUCUGAGGGAUGAUAAAGACACGAUUGAGAAACUGAAGGAGAAGAAGCUGACGCCCAUCACCUACCCGCAGGGCUUGGCCAUGGCCAAGGAGAUCGGUGCCGUCAAAUACCUGGAGUGCUCGGCGCUCACGCAGCGAGGUCUCAAGACGGUGUUUGAUGAAGCUAUCCGGGCGGUUCUCUGCCCGCCCCCCGUCAAGAAGAGGAAGAGAAAAUGCCUGCUGUUGUGAAUGUCCGGGCCCCCCCACCGCCUGUCCCGUCCCCCAGGACCCUUUGUACGCUUUGCUCAAACGGUGGAGCCUUCGCACUCAAUGCCAAGUUUUUGUUACAGAUCAGUUUUUCCAUAAAACCGUUUUGAACCAAUCAGUAAUUUCUAGGUUUUGUUUGUUUAAAGUGUAAGAGUUCAAACUUUCACAUUCUAUUAAAGUUUAGCCCUAAAAUGACAAGCUUCCUUAAAGCCUUAUUUUUCAAAGCCCCUAUUCUUGCUCAGAUUAAGAGUUGCCAAAAUACCUUGUGAACUAAGUUGCAUUGUUGGGCUAAGAACACUAAGCACUAAACUGUUCAAAGACCUUUGUCUGGAAGAGACUAGCUGCUGAGGCAGGAGAUGCAGACGCUCGCUAAUGAGUUUCAGACGAAGAGCAGUACAGCCUCCUUCCUGAAACGUUGCCAUUUAAUGCAUCCUGAUUGGCCAGCCCACGUUCCCUACCUAACACUGUACAUCAUAACGAACGAGUGUAACAGCUCAGCUCUUUGGAUCAAUCUUUUUGGUUUCGUAGUGAGAUUUUUAAAACAAAUUAGUGUAUUAGGUUUUGUGAGAUUUGGAACAGAGCUCUUACUCCCGUGCUCCCUCCCAUGAAGCGUUCUGCUCUGGCCGUGGGUGCGCCGGGUGGCGUGUGUGGAACCCUUGUGAUCCGAGGAUGAAGACAGUAUUUUAACAAAAUAUGGAGAUUAAUUUACACUACAUUGUAUACGUAAUAAUUAAACUAUUAAAAGUGUCACGGGUAAACGUUUUAAAAGGUUAAUUUCUGUCAAAUGCAGUAGAUGAUGAAGAAAGGUCGGUAUUAUCAGUAAGUGUUUUCUUAAGCUUUUCCUUUUCCUUAAACGUGCCCAUCCCUCCUGAAAGUGGGCAUUUAAUCCAUCUUUGACCUCAUCAUUUUCAUAGUUGCUAACUUAGUAAGUGCUUUUCUUAUAGAACCCCUUCUUAAUGAGCAAUAUGCCUCCUUGUAUUAUAAAAUCGUUCUGAAUAUGCAUUAGAAAAAUUUUUUUGUAGAUUAGUAAAAGUGCAUUCCUGUUUUCAUGUUACCUUAUCCAAAGCUAGUAAGUGCUUUCCUUGGUUUUCUAGUAACUAGGUGUAAAAAUCCUAUGUUGCAGCUUUACAGUUUUUAAAAUACUUAGAUAUUCUUAAACUGUAAACCCUGCCGGAUGACCGACCCUGCACCUGGACUAACAACACUGCCUCCUCUUGCCUCACAGCGUGCACACGCUUCCUGUCCUUGCCCUAACGAUGUCCCUUGGGGUCUGUGAGGUUCUGUCAACCCUGUGCUCGUGCUAACGAAGUUCUGUACAACUUACCCACUGGCAAGAAUACGAGCUUGGACCUUUCAACCACUAGAACAAAAUUUUUUAAAUUGACAGUUGCAGAAUUGUGGAGUGUUUUUACAUUGAUCUUUUGCUAAUGCGAUUAGCAGUAUGUUUUGCAUGUAUGACUUAAUAAAUCCUUGAAUCAUGA
This is a messenger RNA of Balaenoptera ricei (Rice's whale), 3639 nucleotides long. RefSeq names its product Rac family small GTPase 1 (gene RAC1). The record is from RefSeq and is a predicted model, not a curated record. The transcript is spliced from 8 exons. Gene Ontology annotation, biological process: actin filament organization; establishment or maintenance of cell polarity; regulation of actin cytoskeleton organization. Lineage: Eukaryota; Metazoa; Chordata; Mammalia; Artiodactyla; Balaenopteridae. The coding region runs from base 167 to 2140 and encodes 657 amino acids. Gene Ontology annotation, molecular function: protein kinase binding; GTPase activity; GTP binding. Gene Ontology annotation, cellular component: cytoplasmic vesicle; dendritic spine; cell cortex.